Messenger RNA from Chelonia mydas (Green sea turtle), 5349 nucleotides. It is a transcript of the gene HTR6, whose product is annotated as 5-hydroxytryptamine receptor 6. The record is from RefSeq and is a predicted model, not a curated record. Bases 707 to 2017 code for a protein of 436 amino acids. NCBI's taxonomy places the organism in Eukaryota, Metazoa, Chordata, Testudines, Cheloniidae. The transcript has 3 exons. Gene Ontology annotation, molecular function: neurotransmitter receptor activity; G protein-coupled serotonin receptor activity. Gene Ontology annotation, cellular component: dendrite; membrane. Gene Ontology annotation, biological process: chemical synaptic transmission; G protein-coupled receptor signaling pathway, coupled to cyclic nucleotide second messenger.
AGAUCCCUGUUUUCUUUAGCAAGAAUAAGAGGGAAGGAGGAUGCUAAAGGGGAAGGAGGAUGCUCAUGCACACACCCACCUCUGGCCAAGGGGCGACACCCCUGUGCUACCUUCGCACACACCUGCCCGUUGCAGCCUUCUCCCACAAGCGAGACUCUGUAGGAGCCUCUCGCUUCCCUUGCAUCAGGGUUUAUUCUGCCUCUUGCCUGCUCUGCCUGCAGCAGCAGCCGUGAUCGGACACACAGCAGCUGAAAGGAAAAGGCUCGCGGCCCCCCAGAAGAAAGAGCCCUACAGGUAAGGCAAGGAGGAGGGAGAGUGUGAAGCCGAGCAAGGAACUCAGGGGCAUCUGCUCCCCACACCAGUCUCUACCCAGAGGUGGCCAAGCAGGCGUCUAAGUGGCAUUUGCAGUCACUAGGAAAUGCCUCGGUAUGAGCCGUGGGAUGGGGUGGGGGGACCUUUCUUCUGCUGAUCGGCUCCUGAUCAUGUCAUUCUGCCCUGGUUGCCAGUGAAGAGAGAGGAGGAGAAGAGGGGGAGAGAGAGGGAUGGAGGAAGAGAGAUCUGGAUCACACGUCUUCCCUUUAAAAGCUGGCCCAUGGCAAUGAUCACCUAGUCCUGGUCUCUGCUCUGUGCCGAGCUGUCCAGGGGAAUUACUAGCUGCCCUCCUCCGCACCUCCACCUCCAGCCCCUCCUCCCCUCCAGCUCCUCAAUGGCAGAAGAUUUUGGGAGCCCUAAUGCCAGUGUGAUUGGGGAGAGGUCCCUGGCUGGGGGGAGCAGCUGGGUGGCCGCCUUCCUCUGCUUCAUCAUCCUGCUGACCACCCUGGGGAAUUUCCUGCUCAUCCUGCUGAUCUUCACGCAGCACUCCCUGCGCAACACCUCCAACUACUUCCUGGUGUCCCUCUUCAUGUCCGACCUGAUGGUGGGCCUGGUGGUCAUGCCACCAGCCAUGCUGAACCAGCUGUAUGGCCGGUGGGUGUUGGAGGGCGAAUUCUGCUCCAUCUGGUACUCCUUCGACGUCAUGUGUUGCAGUGCCUCCAUUCUCAACCUCUGCGUCAUCAGCCUGGACAGGUACCUGCUCAUCAUUUCCCCGCUCAAGUACAAGCUCAGGAUGACCUCCUGCAGGGCCGUGUGGCUUAUCUUCGCCACCUGGACCUUGGCCGCCCUGGCCUCCUUCCUGCCCAUCAAAAUGGGGUGGCACAAGCUGGAGUUUGAGAUCAGGCCCCUCAACAGCACCUCCCACGUGGAAGAGGACCAGUGCAGGCUCCUGGUCAGUCUGCCCUAUGCCCUGAUAGCCUCCAGCCUGACCUUCUUCCUCCCAUCCAUGGCUAUCUCCUUCACCUACUGCCGGAUCCUCCUGGCCGCCAGGAAGCAAGCCGUGCAGGUGGCAUCGCUCACCACCCACAUGGCCAGCACCUCCGAUGAACCCCUGCAACAGGUCCCCGGAGCUCAGAGCCAAGCUGUGGCCAUGGGGGAGAACAGGAAAUUUGCCAGUAAGCACAGCAAAAAGGCGCUCAAGGCCAGCCUGACCCUGGGCAUCCUGCUGGGAAUGUUCUUCGUGGCCUGGCUCCCCUUCUUUGUUGCUAAUAUGGCACAAGCAGUGUGUGACUGCGUCCCUGCCGGCUUCUUUGACGUGCUCACCUGGCUUGGGUACUGCAACAGCACCAUGAACCCCAUCAUCUACCCCCUCUUCAUGAGGGACUUCAAAAGAGCCAUGGCUAAGUACCUGCCCUGCUGCCGGCACUCUUGGGAAGGCCGGCCUAGCGCCAUCUCCCUCUCCAUGCGGAACUCCAACAGCGGGCCCCGGCUGGGGAUGUCCCUCAGGAACGUGCUCACGCUGCAGGGCGAGACGGACUCAGUUGAUUCGGUCAUCCAGGUGAAUGAGCAUCUCUUGCUGCCUGCCUGCAAAGACCCCCACCUGGAGUCCAUCCCAGCCACGGGUGCCGACUCAGUCAACCUCUUCGACUUAGAACACAUGGACCAGGAGCUGCAGAUCAACCAGCUGAACACGCCCAUGGAUUGACCACGCUGCCCCAACGGGGGUGGCGGGAGGUUAGGAGGGGCCUGCUCUUGGUUCCCCCCGCAAGCUUAGGCUAUGCACAGACACCUUAGCAGUUCCUGCUGGAAUAUAGUGACACCCUUGAUGGGGAAGCCAAGGAGGGCGUGAUGUGUACAUGUACAAGCCUUCUGAGCCAAAGUGAAACAUUGUUAAGCCACAAUAUACUCCCCCUAUACAUAGAAACUGAUCCCAACGUUCGCUGUCUCCUUAAUCGGGGAGGAGGGAAAACGUGUCUCUUCUUUGUAUGGAAAUCACUGAUAAUUUUUCAGUGGUUACAGGUUGGGAUUGUUUAAAUAUGAUGAACCCAAACUUUAUUGCCAAGUUUACCUGCCUGGUGUUGCUUUCAUUAUUCUCUACUUGGUUUGUCACUGUCCCACGUCCCCCUUCCGCUUUGUAAUGUGGAGAGCAGCACAGGGCACUUUUACGUUCUGCCCCCUGCGUGAUCUGCCCAGGUUUUCAGUGAUUUAUGGUCCCUGAGCUAAGAAAACAGAGGCGCUUAUAUUUUAAAAUUGGAUUAAAAAGCAGCACAUAGUAAAAUUACAGCCAGAGAGAGAGAGAAACAAAACUUACCAGGCACGGAAGGCCAAGGGGUCCAGAACAGCCAAAGGCAGCCACUGAUGGCCAUCACCACUGGACCCCGAGCGCUUUGUUAGCAGGAGAACAAGUGCUCAGAUGCUACAGUGCUGCGGGCAUAGCAUUAUUUGAUGAGAGAAGUUGGUAGGACAUAAGAGCUGCCAGACUGGGUCAGACCAAAGGUCCAUCUAGCCCAGUAUCCUGUCUUCCAGCAGUAGCCAAUGCCAGGUGCCCCAGACGGAAUGAACAGAACAGGUCAUCAUCAAGUGAUCCAUCCUCUGUUGCCUAUUCCCAGCUUCUGGCAAACAGAGGCUAGGGCACCAUCCCUGUCCAUGCUGGCUAAUAGCGAUUGAUGGACCUAUCCUCCAUGAACUUAUCUAGCUCUUUUUUGAACCUGGUUAUAGUCUUGGCCUUCACAACAUCCUCUGGCAAGGAGUUCCACAGGUGGACUGUGUGUUGUGUGAAAAAAUACUUUCUUUUUUUUGUUUUAAACCUGCUGCCUAUUAAUUUCAUUUGGUGACCCCUAGUUCUUCUGUUAAGAGAAGGAGUAAAUAACACUUCCUUAUUUACGUUCUCCACACCAGUCAUGAUUUUUAUAGAUCUCGCCUUCCUCUGAAGCGUGGGGCACGGGUCACUUGCUGGAGGAUUCUCUGCACCUUGAAGUCUUUAAACCAUGCUUUGAGGACUUCAAUAGCUCAGACAUAGGUGAGAGGUUUAUUGCAGGAGUGGGUGGGUGAGAUUCUGUGGCCUGCGUUGUGCAGGAGGCCAGAAUAGAUGAUCAUAAUGGUCCCUUUUGACUUUAACAUCUAUGAGUCAGAUCCCCCCUUUAGUCGUCUCUUUUCCAAACUGAAAAGUCCCAGUCCUAUUAAUCUCUCCUCAUAUGGCAGGCGUUCCAUACCCUUAAUCAUUUUUGUUGCCUUCGACCACCAUGAAGAGCAGCUGUACAGUCAGCUAAGGCUGUGCUGCUCAGACACCGGGCUGCAUGACCGUGCUGGAAUCAAGGCACUAUGCUCACCCUUGCCCCUCUCUUCUCUUCCCCAGCGCCUGACUCCUUUGUUGCGCAUUCGCGUUCCUGAGCUGGAUCACGAGCCGCUCCAAGUCUCAUGCUCACACAAAGCCAGUCACUAGUGUGGGUUAGACCACGUGCAGUUGACUGCGAGCUUGUGGGCAAUGGGCUAUUACAACCAAGGUCUUAGUCCUACAGACUGGGGCUGUUGCGUGAGCCGCACUGGAAGUAAGGCCUGUUCCGGCAUCUCCCCCUCGCAGGGCUGGUGUGAUGCUUUUCAGUUUGAAGGGCCACUCCCUGAUAGCUGCAUGAUGAUCAGCCAGUGUUUGCUGCUCCUAGGCAGGUUCUGAACAGCCCCACGCUGCCCCCCCGACACACACACACACGCUCUCUCUCUCUACCAGCACGGACGGCGUGAGGAAUCCCUCUAGUCUUUUCAUCCUACUAUUUCCUUGAGAAAUCAUCAGUGUGGUGGGUGUCUGAGCAGUACACCAGGAUGCUGAAAGACGCAUUAUAUGGUGCAUAUCGGGCCACAAAGAGGAAAAGGGUCACUGGUAACUAGCUUCGGAAAUAAUGGGUUUUUUUUUGCUCUUGCGAUCCUGCCGCAGAGGCUGAUGGGACGGGAAUGACAGCGGGCAACACUGGCCCCUGUGUUUUUAGAAGCCCUGUUAAUGAGGCAAGAACUCCCGCCACGGGUCAGAGAGCAGCAGGGUUAGCUAGUGCUGGGAAAGUCUGAUGGUGCUGCUGUGAUCGGGAAUCCCAGCUCCCCCGCCCCCUCGGCUGUGCAGAACUCGCUGUCUGGUACUCAAGGGCUUGAUUUGUUCAGUCUGACUAAGGGGGGAUCCCCUCCCCCCUUCCAAGUGGAAGUACUAUGCUUAUGUCCUGCUCUCUGCCCCAUUUAAUUACAAUAGAUUUUAAAAAAUGGUGCAACAACCCUGUCCCUUUAAUACAGGUGCAAACAGCCAGCUCUCCCCUGGCUGCUUCUCUUGCAUCUUCCUAUUUGAAAGCCCCAGGGUGGGGUUCAUGUCAGGGAGGGUGCGUGGGGGUAGAGUGCCACUCUGUUCCAGCCAUGCCCAGCUGACAGCAUGCCCAUGGGGUGGAGCUGCAGGCAUGUUAAGAGAUGCUGCAAGCACCCAUAACUGCCAGUGAAGGCCGUAGGCAUUGCCAGUGCCUUGCACCCCUGAAAAUCAGACCAUUAACUGCUCUCUGCCUCAGUUUCCCCACUUGCAAGGUGGGGGAUAAAAAUGCUCCCCCCCUCUUGUAAAGCGUUUUGAGAGCCUCAGAUUAAAUGUGGCUAAGUGGCGGUGCCGGGGAGCUGUCGUCAUGCUGGAUGCUGUUGGAGGAAAGGGAUUCAUUAUAAGUGGCAUUUGUGUUAGGGGAAAACUCUUUGAAAGGGGAAAAAGUCAAAUCGGCUCUGCAUUUUGGCACUGCUGUUGCUGCUCUUUGUGACGUUUGUCACGGUGCAGCACAAAACACUCUAGGGGUCGCAGUGGAGGUGGUGUCCUGGCUGCACUUUAAGGUGGGCAAUUGCAACUUUCCUCCCUACAACGGCCCCGGCACCUUGGAGACAAGGUUUAGUUUUAUUCUGUGUACAAAACCCUCGCGCUGCUAUAGCUGUGCCCUGUGAAAUGGCUGUGGUGCUCCAACGGUGGGAGAAGCCAUUGGUGCAUCAGGUUUGUAAAAAGCGUUGGAAUAAAAGAUAUGCUAUUGUAUUAGU